AUGGCUGGAGAUCCGAAUUCGGAUACAGCCAUAGGAGCUGGGUCCAUCCCCAAUCGCCAAACCUCCACCCCUGAGCGCGAAUACCUGGAGCAGAAAUGGUCAGUUCCUGAUCCUGGUUUGCAAAUCGGUCAGGAUGAGAACACCCCUGAUGCCACUUCUGGAUACUCGGCUGUGCGACGAUUGGAGGCUUUGAUGCCAAGAAUCCCAGUUACGCGAUGGCCCGGGCGAUUGAAUGGAGUUUCCCGUAAAAGGCACAAUGCUGAGGUUGACUGGGAAGAGGCUGUGGGACCGACGAAUGCGGAGAGCCCGUGUACGCCGCCCAACAAGCGAAUGCGCGUUUCCAAGCUUGAAGAGCAACCUCCAAAGAAGCAGUCGCGCAACCAGGAACCCAACCUGGAAUCCAGCCAGGGGGAGAUUCAGGAAAGAGCUUUCGGAAUAGGUCCACCUAUGCGCAACAUGGACCUGUACGCCCGGCUCGGACCGCCCCAUGACUCCAUUGUUGACCGGCGUGGAAGUCCCCGGCGCUUUUUGCGGGGGACUACCACAGCCACCGAAACACGAUCUGCAUUGGAUGCGGACCCGGAGUUGGUUGUUACCAGUGAGAGUGAGGAAAAGGACGACUCUGACUCCGCAAUCGGCUCCGAUCCAACUAACCUUUCAUCGUAUGGUGAGAGUAUGAUGGACCACUUCGGUGUGGACCCCAACCUCAACCGAAACCAACACCGGACAGACGGAAAUCCCUUUCCCGACUCCUCUCUUAACCGAGACGAUGGUGUUAGAGGUUAA
This is a messenger RNA of Penicillium taxi, 786 nucleotides long. RefSeq lists its product as uncharacterized. The coding region runs from base 1 to 786 and encodes 261 amino acids. The record is from RefSeq and is a predicted model, not a curated record. The transcript has a single exon. NCBI's taxonomy places the organism in Eukaryota, Fungi, Ascomycota, Eurotiomycetes, Eurotiales, Aspergillaceae.